Molecule: messenger RNA, 720 nt
Organism: Rhizoctonia solani
Lineage: Eukaryota; Fungi; Basidiomycota; Agaricomycetes; Cantharellales; Ceratobasidiaceae
Product: SH3 domain-containing protein
Exons: 4
Coding region: 1-720 (239 amino acids)
Source: RefSeq, a predicted model, not a curated record
AUGGCCGACGAGGAACAGCCCCCGCCCCGCAAAGUGGGCUCGUUGCGCGACCGGAUUGCCCAGUUUGAGAAGAAGCCCGAGACGACGAGUGCGCCACCCCCAGCCAGGCCAGCCCCGAAGCAAUGGGCAUGGAAGGCAAAGCAGGAGGCUGCUGUUGCUGCUGGGCCUCCCACCACUCCUCCACGCCCUGCGUUCUCAUCCAACGAUGCACGCGAGGCUAUCGCGGGUGGGAUGGGAAGUCUCAAAGAGCGCAUGGCUGCCCUUCAAGGCAGGAACAUCGGUGGCAUGGCCCCAGCCGCAAAGCCAAAGAAGAUUGUCAUCGAGCGAGAGGAACCCAAGGAGGAUGAACAAGCCGAGCCUGCUCAAGACGAAGACGAGGAAGAACAGGCGCGUAGGGCGAGACUGGCAGAACGGAUGGCCAAGCUCGGUGGAGCGCGCGUCGGAAUGGGCCCACCUCUGUUCUCACGCCCUCAGAAACACGAAGAGACGACGGAAGAUGAUAAGCACCCGAGGCCACUAGAACCCAAGGCUACGGCAGUCGAGAACGAGUCUGCGCCCGACGCCGCGGAGCCUGCCACCACCGACGCCGAACCCGCAACCUCUGACCCUCAUGUCGUCUCGGAUGAGGUCAAGCCUGCACCCUCCGACGAGCAAGCCGUACCGUCUGAUGACACCAAGCCUGCGCCCGCUGAAGAGCCAAGGACGUGCCUCCAUCGAUGA